Messenger RNA from Eucalyptus grandis, 2583 nucleotides. Its product is annotated as putative receptor-like protein kinase At3g47110. The record is from RefSeq and is a predicted model, not a curated record. Gene Ontology annotation, biological process: protein phosphorylation. Gene Ontology annotation, molecular function: protein kinase activity; ATP binding; protein binding. NCBI's taxonomy places the organism in Eukaryota, Viridiplantae, Streptophyta, Magnoliopsida, Myrtales, Myrtaceae. The transcript has 4 exons. Bases 1 to 2583 code for a protein of 860 amino acids.
AUGAUUGAAGAUCCUCAAGGGAUCAUGGGUUCUUGGAACGAGUCUAUUGGUCAUUGCAACUGGCCAGGAGUUUCUUGUAGUCGCCGCCACGUGGGAAGAGUUAUCGCCCUUGACUUGGAGGAUCAAAAGCUCGUUGGCACAAUACUUGCUAACAUAGGGAAUCUCACCUUCUUGAUGCGUAUUGACUUAGGAUUGAAUUGGCUCCGAGGCCACAUUACAGAAGAUUUUGGCAAGUUGUUCAGAUUGAAGACUCUCAUCCUCAGCAACAAUGAACUCAAAGGGGAGAUACCAGGGAAUUUGUCGUCUUGCGUGGUGUUACAGUACCUCGAUUUGCAUUACAAUCAGCUUGUUGGGAGGAUACCUGGCGAGCUUCGAUACUUGAUUGAGAGAGAACUCACUCAUUUUUGGUUCUCAAAAAAUGAUCUUACUGGGGGAAUUCCAAUUUGGUUGGGGAAUGGAUCUUCACUUGUAGAGUUACGGUUGGCGGACAAUGACCCGAGAGGUCAAAUACCGGCCGAGCUUGGAAGCAUCCCAAAAUUAGAAGUCCUAGAGUUGGGUUCUAAUAAUUUAACAGGAGGCAUCCCUUCUUCUAUAUACAAUCUUACAUCACUUGUUUACCUUGAUGUAUUUUACAGGAAAUGUGCCUGCCAAUCUCGGAAGGUUGAGGAAUCUUACGCAGGUAAUAUCCCUCCAGAAAUUGAGAACCUGAACGGCUUACAGUUCCUGGCAAUAUAUUACAACGACAUCAGCGGUGAAAUUCCCCAAGGCAUUGGUAAGGUCCAAAAUUUGACCUCUAUUAUAUUAUGGGGUAAUAGGAUUUCAGGGACAAUUCCUUCCUCUCUUGGAAAUGCCACCCAAUUGCUUCAUCUGGAGCUUCAGUAUAACCAAUUAGAAGGUGACAUUCCUCCAAGCCUUGGAUGGUGUCAGCAAUUGCAAUUACUGAGACUAUCAGAUAACAACCUUAACGGUACAAUACCCAAAGAGGUCAUCAACCUUUCUUCUCUAUCCAUCAAUUUUGAUGUUGCCCGAAAUUCCUUAACAGGGCCAUUACCUCUUGAAGUGGGUAACAUGAGCCAAAUUGUGCAUCUCGACCUCUCUGACAACAAAUUGAUUAGAGAAAUACCAAGCACUUUGUCCCAAUGUGUGAUGCUAAUAUUCUUGAGCUUGGAAGGCAAUUUAUUUGAAGGAAGUAUACCAGCUUCUCUAAGGACCCUGAUUGGCCUCGAGUACCUCAAUCUCUCAAGAAACAGAUUGUCCGGUAAAAUUCCUAUAUAUUUCGAGAAGUUCACUGUGCUCAAAGCCUUGAAUCUGUCCUUCAACAGCCUUGAAGGAGAGGUACCGCAAGCGGGGAUCUUCAGAGAUACGAAGCACAUAUCGAUAAUUGGAAACAAAGGACUAUGUGGGGGCAUUCAGGAACUUCGACUUCCCGCAUGCAAAGUUUGCCACACGAAGAAGCGGAGAAAGCUUCCAAAACUAAAAGUAUCAAUCACAGUAACUGUCUCAUUUUUUAUUGUGUUGACAUGCUUCAUUGUUGUUGUAUACUGGAGGAGGAAACCUGCGACGAGACCUAGUGCGGCACUGCCAACAGAUGAGUGCUUCCAAAAGGUUUCCUAUGCGAAGCUUCGUCAAGCGACCAAUGAGUUCUCGCCAUCUAAUUUGAUUGGCCAAGGGAGCCACGGCUCGGUGUAUAGAGGAAUCCUAGAUGGAAAUCAACUAGUGGCAGUGAAAGUGCUCAACCUAAGACAAAAGGGGGCUUUCAAGAGCUUCUUAGCAGAAUGUGAAUCAUUGAGAAACAUCCGCCAUCGAAAUCUUGUCAAUAUCAUCACCGUUUGCUCAAGCAUCGAUUUCACAGGUGCAGAAUUCAAGGCUCUAAUAUACGAUCUGAUGCAAAAUGGCAGUUUAGAACAAUGGUUGCACCCAAGCGAAAAUCAAAGCGACAUGCCAAAGCUUAGUUUCAGCCAGAGGUUAGAUAUUGCCAUUGAUGUGGCUUCUGCCAUUGAAUAUCUUCACCACCAUUGCCAGAUGAGCAUCGUACACGGUGAUCUAAAGCCAAGCAACGUUCUUCUCGAUCAUGACAUGCUAGCUCGUGUGUGUGAUUUUGGGCUAGCACGAUUUCUUUGCAAAAGCACAAACCUAGAUGCUUCUCAUUGUCAAGCAAGUUCCAGUGGUUUAAAAGGAACCGUUGGCUAUAUAGCUCCAGAAUAUGGCCUCAAUGGUGCUUCAUCAUUGCUGGGCGACGUUUACAGCUUUGGGAUACUAUUGCUCGAGAUGUUCACAGGAAUAAGACCUACGGAUGUUAUGUUCAAGGAUGGAUGGACCCUCCACGAAUUCGUCAAGACUACUCUACUCGAAGGCACGUUAAAGAUGCUAGACCCGUCACUGCUAUCUUCGGAGCAUCUUGUAGCAAUCGACGGUAGCCAAAUUGGUGAUGUUGAGAAGGUAAGAUUUGAGGAAGGGGUUGCUGCCAUAAUGAGAAUCGGAGUUCUAUGCUCUGAAGAAAUUCCAGUUGAGCGGAUGGACAUGGCGAAUGCUUUAUCCGAGCUACUUGCGGUCAAAGAGAAGUUUCUCAGGCAUAGCGUGUAA